Molecule: messenger RNA, 1609 nt
Organism: Doryrhamphus excisus (bluestripe pipefish)
Lineage: Eukaryota; Metazoa; Chordata; Actinopteri; Syngnathiformes; Syngnathidae
Gene: hoxb9a
Product: homeobox B9a
Biological process (GO): proximal/distal pattern formation; DNA-templated transcription; embryonic skeletal system morphogenesis
Cellular component (GO): nucleus
Molecular function (GO): RNA polymerase II cis-regulatory region sequence-specific DNA binding; DNA-binding transcription factor activity, RNA polymerase II-specific
Source: RefSeq, a predicted model, not a curated record
GAGAGGGAGGACAUCGCAAAGAAGAUGAGAAGAAGAAGAAGAAGCGCGAAGGAGAAAUUCUCUUGGUGUUUGUCUUCUGCUUGUCCUCCAGUGGACAGAUAAUGCCAAACCAUGUCUGUUUCUGGGACUGUCAGCAACUAUUACGUGGACUCCCUCAUAGGUCCAGAGAGCGAUGAAGUCCCGAGCCCCGCAGCGCACUUCCCCGGCGUUCAGUACCCGGGAUCCAGCGCCUCCGCGGCGGGCGGAAGGCAACCGUGCCCCGCGGCGACCUCGGAGCUCCCGGACUCCUACCCGUCCUGCAGCUUCCAGCCCAAGCCUCCCGUUUUCUCCUCAUCAUGGAGUCCCUUCAGUCCGCAUCACCACGGAGUGAGCGGUGUCCCCGCUGUGUACCACCCGUACAUCCCGGCCCAGCACGUCCCCUCCGCGGACCCCCGCUACCUCCGCUCCUGGCUGGACUGCGCGCCGCCGCGCGGCCCCGACGCAGUCAAGUUGGAACCUCAGCUCGGCCACCCCGGCGGUGAAACUCCCUCCAAAGUCGGAGGACGGCAGCAAGUGGACGGCGGCGCGUACGUCCUGGAGUCCGGGUCCAGAUCCGCGGCACCGGCGGCCGCCAUGCCCACUCUGGGCUUCGGGGACAAUGUGGACACUUGCGAAGGCAGCGAGGACAAAGAAGGUCUGGAUCAAAGUGACCCGUCCACCAACUGGCUGCACGCACGCUCCUCCAGGAAGAAAAGGUGCCCGUACAGCAAAUAUCAGACGCUGGAGCUGGAGAAGGAGUUCUUGUUCAACAUGUACCUGACACGCGACCGCCGCCACGAGGUGGCCCGGGCGCUCAACCUGACCGAGAGACAGGUGAAGAUCUGGUUCCAGAACCGCAGGAUGAAGAUGAAGAAACAGAGCAAGGACCAGACCAAGGAUUAAGCUGUAUCCCAUAACAACACAACAAAACCACACAGCAACAGCACAACACAACAACACAACAACGGGACUUAAAGUCGAAGCAUGCAUCGUUUGGUGACUUGACUAUUGAAGCCAACAGAUGAAGACUUUGCUCCAAACAUCUGCUUGGUAGGAGUAUGCGAUACCACACAUUUUGGUAUCAAUCCGAUACUAAGCCAAUACAGGGCAGGCGUUUCCGAUACUGAUAGCGAUACUUUGUACUUGAAAUGUUUCACGAUCAUUGAAUGCUUUUGUGAUUUUGUAAAUUAUGACUACAAUCGGAAUAACACACUAAACAUGUUUUUCAUUAUUUAUUAUUUGUCAACAAAUUGAACAUGAUAUCAAUAUCAAACCUUUCACAUUUCAACCAAUACGCUACCGAUGCCCACUACCUCAGAACGGCUAAACGGUAGCAAUGUUGGCUAGGUUUGUGUUUGUUAUGUGCUCAUAAAUGUUCAUUUCUCUCAUAAUAAAAUGUCAACAUUUAUUGAACAAGCAAACAUCCAAGUGUUUGUAUUGUCACAGAUUUCUACGCAUGUUUUUUUUCUUGUGUAAAUUGAGUCUACAAUUUGGUUGUUGGUGCGAACGAACUUCAGCCUGUUUGAUGCCGGAUGUGACUGAUGUGUGCUUAUGCAAGCCAGCUACCUCUAAAGUACCUCAGUACCAAUGA